This is a messenger RNA of Acanthochromis polyacanthus (spiny chromis), 1495 nucleotides long. It is a transcript of the gene admp, whose product is annotated as anti-dorsalizing morphogenic protein. The record is from RefSeq and is a predicted model, not a curated record. Gene Ontology annotation, molecular function: cytokine activity; growth factor activity. NCBI's taxonomy places the organism in Eukaryota, Metazoa, Chordata, Actinopteri, Pomacentridae. Gene Ontology annotation, cellular component: extracellular region. Gene Ontology annotation, biological process: SMAD protein signal transduction. The transcript has 5 exons. Bases 85 to 1248 code for a protein of 387 amino acids.
AAAAAGUCGAGCUUCCACGACUCCACAGCCACUCCAGCUCCAAGUUGCUUCGUAGGACCGCAGGAAUCAUCUCAUCCUUCAGACAUGUUGAUGUUUGUGAUCAGCCUCGCCACUUUCGUGUGCGCCUCCACAGCACGGCCUUCGGAGAACUAUCUGGAGAAUCGUUUCGCCUCUGAGAAUAAAUCACAGGAGGUGCGUUCAGCUGCCAUCAAGAGACUUUUGGAAGUUUUUGGGAUGGAUGACCCUCCUGCUAUCCAUGGACACAAGCAGCCUCCUCAGUACAUGCUUGACUUGUACAACACAGUUGCUGAUGUGGACGGUGUGACCAAAGACCCGUAUCUUCUGGAGGGGAAUACUGUGCGCAGUUUCUUUGACAAAUUGCGCAGUGAACAGGUGGAGUUCAGCUUCAAUUUGUCAACAGUUGCAAGAACCGAGAAGAUUCUCACUGCAGAGCUGCAUCUUUUCAAGCUGCGUCCUCACGGAUCAUUCAGCAGACAUCACUUCUGCCAGGUCAGUGUUUAUCAGCUGCUUGAAAGUAGUAUAACCAACAACACACAGAUGAAGAAGCUGCUAUCUUCUCGACUCAUCCCAGUCCACUCUAAUGGUUGGGAGGUGUUUACAGUCACACAAGCAGUCCGCUCUUGGAUGAUGGAUGAAGGCAAUAACCUGGGGCUCCAUGUGGUGGUCCGGACACUGGGAGGAAGUCAAAUAGAUAUGAAACUGAUCCGGUUUGCUUCAGAACGUAGUCACCAUCAGAGCAAACAGCCCAUGUUGGUUCUCUUCACUGAUGAUGGACGCCACUCUGCUCCUCUUGAGAGUAAAGAUCCAAGUGACACCACUGCCAGCUCCACUCUGCUUCAGCUGCUCAUGUCAGGCCCAUCUUCCCGCAGCACUCGCUCUCUGGACUACAGUGAGGAGGAAGGUGUGUCUAUGCCCUGCCAGCGCCAGCCCCUGUAUGUCGACUUCGAGGAGAUUGGCUGGUCAGACUGGAUUGUAUCUCCCAGGGGUUACAACGCUUACCACUGCAAAGGCUCCUGCCCCUUCCCUCUGGGUCAAAACAUGAGACCAACCAACCACGCCACUGUUCAGUCAAUCAUUAAUGCCCUGAAGCUGAUCAAAGGCAUUGAGACGCCGUGCUGCGUGCCUGAUAAGCUCUUUUCCAUCAACUUGCUCUACUUUGAUGAUGAUGAGAAUGUGGUGUUGAAACAGUACAAUGACAUGGUGGCUGGAAGCUGUGGCUGCCACUGACACUAGCAGAUCAACUGGUGCUUGGCUGCACAGAUGUACAUUAGAAAUACAAUAGACAGCCGGCUGCCCUUUCACUCUUAUUAAUAUGCUGAGGUUUACAUGUGACAUUGUAAUAUAUGUAAAUAUGCAUAAAUUAUAAUAUAUAACAGUGAUGGAAAUAAUAUCCUGUUAAAGAUGUAAAUAUGUAUAUUUUAUGUUUCCUGUUGUCAGUGAUUAGUUAGAAUCAGAAUAAAUGUUGUAAACAAAG